AUGGAAUUACAACAUCGUUCUGUCACUAUUCAAUCAGUUCAAAAAGUGACUGAAGUAAUUAUUGCAAAUCCUGGGGCUGCAAAGUCGUACCCAAAAGGUAAAAAUGAACCUUCACCUUUGGAUAAACUCUGGAAUUUGGUCAAAUCGCCAUUUGGAAUAAUAUCUUCAAAUGCUAUUAACAACUUGGUUGACCUUGUUCAAAAGGGAAUUGUUGAUUGGGUUGAUGCUUUUAAUGGGUUAACGGAUGCACUAUUUUUACUCUCAGGAAAUUCCCUUGAUAAUGCUAUAAUAGGUAUAGCCGAUAUAUUAUCAAACCAAGCGUACAUAGGUGAAUAUCACUUUGGUCAUGGAAGGCAUCCUUUUAUCAUUGCGACGGCAGUUAAGCCUGAACAGACAUGUACCAUCUUACUUUCUCAAUUUGAAAAGAUUUUUGACAUUUCCAAAAUAAAAUAUGUUGAUGACGUUCCCCCCAAAAAAUCAGUGUAUAUGGAAAAUUUAUUGAGUAUGAUGAAACCAUAUUUUGAUCAUGUUUUAUUAGAUGAAAUGAAAGGAAAUAUUGAAUUUCGGAAGUAUUGGUCUUCAGUAUUGAUGCACUUCUUAAUUCGUCUGAUAUAUAAAGAUGUCGAAGAUGAGUUUUAUUGGACUUUUAAAGAACAUUUGUUAGAGUAUUUACUCUCUGUUGUUCAAAGAAAACAAUUGUCACCUAUUUUUACUACCACCACGAACAAUUAUAUUGCCUCCAAUUCUAUAUACGUUCUCAUGCAAUCUAUUGUUCAAGUUGUUGGA
This is a messenger RNA of Racocetra persica, 786 nucleotides long. The record is from the annotation of a GenBank genome assembly. NCBI's taxonomy places the organism in Eukaryota, Fungi, Glomeromycota, Glomeromycetes, Diversisporales, Gigasporaceae.